This is a messenger RNA of Leptonychotes weddellii (Weddell seal), 5108 nucleotides long. The record is from RefSeq and is a predicted model, not a curated record. NCBI's taxonomy places the organism in Eukaryota, Metazoa, Chordata, Mammalia, Carnivora, Phocidae.
CGAGUGUGGAGACCUAAGGAGCCUUUUUGGGCAUUUGGCCAGGACUGAACAUCAGACACUCCAGUUUGUGUUUCAGGAGAGUGGCCAACGUGGGGUGAAGGGCGUAGGGCUAAGGCGCGAGUCCCUGGGGGACGGGGCGUGGGAGCCUCGUGGAUGUCCCCGCUGCCCCCACUGGUGCCUGGCGCUUGCUGCUGUCUUCCCCGACCAUGAGUCCUCCACCUGCAGCCGUCCCGGGUCUGGGGUCACUGCGGAUUUAGAGCCACUUGCUCCCGGUCACGGAGGGUGGGGAGGACGCUGGGAGGUGAGUGUCUCCUGCGGAGGCCGGAAGGGAGGGCUGGUGCUGGAGGCGGUGUCUUGAAGGGACCGAGGCUCAGAAGGCCAGUCCUGCCCGAGGCCACACGUGCCCUGCUCUGCCCUGGCCUUAAGUCCCGGCUGCUUCCUGAGUCAGGUCAGAGCUGUGCUCUGCUCUGGGCUGGGGCUCCUUCUGUGGCUGGCGAGUUUUCUGUGGUCGGGGGCUGUGGGCAGACAGGGCGAGGGAGGGCACGUAGGAGAAGGACUGCCAUCUGUGGGUCCGGGAGGUGCCCGGGGCCUCUCGGUCUGUCCUCCGUGGCCUCUGCCUCCAGUGGUCUCCGCGAGGCAGGUGACGCGUGUCAGCUCUGGCCCCCCGCCUGUGUGGUGCUGGGAGCCCCCGACUUCCUGGCAGUGGGGCGGCAACAGCCCCUCCGAGGGGCAUGUGGGUGCUCUGCGGUGGGGACAGAGAGAGUGGGAACGCGUGGGCGGGGAGCUUGGUGGCACGUGCAGGGCGGGCCUCGCGCUGGUCUGGACGGGGAGCCCGUAGGCCCCUCAGAGGAGCGUCUGGGUGCGUGUGCACAGGGAGCACCUAGUGGGAGCUCCCGGUAUGGUGCUCCCGACAGCAGCUAGCCACCUGUGCUGGGGUGGGUCGGGGCACGCAGGGUCCCGGUGCUGGCUGGGGACCAGGGCGCCGUUCUGCAGGGGCUGCGAGACAGCCUUGUCCUCCUCCCCACCGAGUCACUGACCGUCCUGGCUCCUUUGGGCCCCGUCAGGGGCUCUUCUGAAAGGCCCUCCUCCCCCACUUGUCCUCUUCCUUGUCCAGCCACUGGGUGGGGGGUUGGGUGUGUUUGUGUGUGUGCAGCAUCCAGGCAACAGCCACAGCCUGGGGACAUCUUAGACUUCCCCCUGCCACCGCCCCACGCCCCGCAUGUGGUGAGUUGCCAUGUUGGGAGGCAGCCGCGGGCUGGCGGCCAUGGGGCAUUUGAAUUUGUUCAGUGAGUCCGAUGCCCGAGGCUUCAGGAGAGCAUGGUUCCAGCCCCGCCCCUGGGGGGUCCCUGCCCAGACGGGGACGGAGGACGACAGGAUCGCGAUGGCUCUGCGCAGGGCUCUCCUUUGUGGGGCCUGGGGGCCGAGGGGCGGUCAGGAUGGGCAACUGGCCUGCGCCGUGAAGUGACCCCUGGACUCCAGGGUGGCCUGGCAGGCUGUCACGGUCGUCCGGGUGAUCGGUGGCUGAGGUGGAAGGUGUGGGGCAGGCAGGGCCCGGCGUGUGACCCGCAGCCCUGCCCUCAGGGCGCCAUGUUUUGGAAGUUUGACCUGCACACGAGCUCACACCUGGACACGCUUCUGGAGCGGGAGGACCUGAGUCUGCCCGAGCUCCUGGAUGAGGAGGACGUGCUGCAGGAGUGCAAGGUCGUCAACCGCAAGCUACUGGACUUCCUGCUGCAGCCGCCGCACCUGCAGGCCAUGGUGGCCUGGGUCACCCAGGAGCCGCCGGCCAGUGGCGAGGAGCGGCUGCGCUACAAGUACCCCAGCGUGGCCUGUGAGAUCCUGACCUCAGACGUGCCCCAGAUCAACGACGCGCUGGGCGCCGACGAGGCCCUCCUGAACCGGCUCUACGGCUUCCUGCAGAGCAGAAGCAGCCUCAACCCCCUGCUGGCCAGCUUCUUCAGCAAGGUCAUGGGCGUCCUUAUCAACCGCAAGACGGACCAGCUCGUGUCCUUCCUGCGGAAGAAGGACGACUUCGUGGACCUGCUGCUGCAGCAUAUCGGCACCUCGGCCAUCAUGGACCUCCUGCUGCGUCUCCUCACCUGCGUGGAGCGUCCACAGCUGAGGCAGGACGUGGUCAACUGGCUCAACGAGGAGAAGAUUGUGCAGCGGCUUAUAGAACAGAUCCACCCGUCAAAGGAUGACAGUCAACAUUCCAACGCAUCCCAGUCCCUGUGCGACAUCAUCCGCCUGAGCCGGGAGCAGAUGAUCCAGGUCCAGGACAGCCCGGAGCCCGACCAGCUGUUGGCCACCCUGGAGAAGCAGGAGACGAUCGAGCAGCUCCUGAGCAACAUGCUGGAGGGGGAGCAGAGCCAGUCUGUCAUCGUGAGUGGGAUCCAGGUGCUGCUGACCCUGCUGGAGCCCAGAAGGCCAAGGUCCGAGUCUGUGACCGUGAACAACUUCUUCAGCAGCAUGGACGGACAGCUGGAGCUCCUGGCCCAGGCGACCCUGGACAGCACCACGUCCAGCGUGGGCGUCCUGCACGCCCUGCGCCCACGGCUCGGCCAUUUCCACCAGCUCCUGCUUGAGCCCCCCGAGCUGGAGCCGCUGCGAACUACGUGGGGCAGCCUGGCCCCGCCGCUGGGCAACACCCGGCUGCAUGUGGUCAAGCUGCUGGCCAGCGCUCUGAGCGCCAACGAUGCGGCCCUGACCCAGGAGCUCCUGGCGCUGGACGUGCCCAACACCAUGCUGGACCUCUUCUUCCACUAUAUGUUCAACAACUUCCUGCAUGCCCAAGUGGAGUUGUGUGUGAGUGCCCUGCUGAGCACUGCACCUCCCUCCGACAGUGGCCUCGAGAUAGCUGCCCCGAGCCCCGUCCUGAAACACCUGCUGCAGCAGUGCCGCCUGGUGGAGCGCAUCCUGACCUCCUGGGAGGAGAACGACCUCGUGCAGUCUGCCGGGGGCCCCCGCAAAGGCUACAUGGGCCACCUGACGAGACUGGCCAAUGCUCUGGUGCAGAACACAGAGAAGGGGCCCAACGCCGAGCAGCUGGGCUGGCUGCUGAAGGAGCUGCCCAGAGAGCAGCAGGAGCGGUGGGAGGCCUUCGUGUCUGGAGCCCUGGCAGAGACCAACAAGAGGAACGCCGUGGACCUGGUGAGCACCCACCACCUGCACUCCUCCAGCGACGACGAGGACGACCGGCUCAAGGAGUUCAAUUUCCCUGAGGAGGCAGUGCUGCAGCAGGCCUUCAUGGACUUCCAGAUGCAGCGCAUGACCUCGGCCUUCAUCGACCACUUUGGCUUCAAUGAUGAGGAGUUUGGGGAGCAGGAGGAGAGUGUGAACGCGCCUUUCGACAAGACAGCCAACAUCACCUUCUCCCUCCACGCCGACGACGAGAACCCCAACGCCAACCUGCUGGAGAUCUGCUACAAGGACCGCAUCCAGCAGUUCGACGACGAGGAGGACGAGGACGAGGACGAGGAGGAGGGCCAGGGCUCCGGGGAGUCCGACGAGGAGGACGGCGCCUGGCAGGGCAGCCAGCUGGCCCCGGGAGCGCGCCGGGGCCAGCCCCCAGCCGUGCGGAGUGGAGGCAGCACAGACAGCGAGGAGGACGACGAGGACGACGAGGAUGACGGCGAUGGCCGUGCGGCUGGUGGGGGGACCGGGCCCCCCUCGCAGCCUAGCCCCGGCCCCCAGCCUCCGGGCCCCAGCUGGACAGCCACCUUUGACCCAGUGCCUACAGACGCCCCGACCGGCCCCCGAGACUCUGGGGAGAAGGAGCCGAGCCCCGGGCUUCUCGCCCCACAGGGGUCCCUCGGCGUACCCCGGGGCCUCCCCGCCCUGAGCCCGGCCGGCCCUGCGGCCCGCACCGCCCUGCAGCUCAGGUCUCAGGACCCCGCGUCCCUGUCAGCACCUCAGGAAGCCACAGACGGCAGCCAAGUAGCAGAGCCCUCGGCCCCCUGCCAGGCCUUGGUCGGCUUCGGGGACCUCCAGGCCACACUCAGAGGGACGCGCUCCACCCCCAGCUCCCUGGACAGUGCAACCAGAGACCCUGCUACCUCUGUUCCAGCCCCCGGGGCCUGCCAGCACCCCCAGACCACGGAGGGGGAGAAGAGCCCAGAGCCCUCGGGGCUCCCCCAGAGCCAGAGUGCCCAGGCCCUCGAGCCGCCUCCGAUGCCCAAUGGCUCUGCCCCGGGAGGGCCAGCACCCCUGGGCUCCCAGUAACUGCCUGGUCCCGGUGGUGGCGGCUAAAUCCUCCAUACUCCACGCGGACCUUGCCCGAGUGGGGGCAGGGCGGGUCCCACGAUGGCCCUGUUGCCCCAUCACCCCAUCCCCACCUUGUCUGCCCCCACGUUCUCUCUUCUGGACUCCCAGGAGCCAGGUGCCAGGGAGUCAGGCCCCUACCCACCCCCAUUUGCACUGAGAAAAGAAAUUAUGGAGUUUUGUCUCCUAGAAUAAAGAAACAAUUGAAUAGAGAGAAAGGAGAGAGAGAGAGACCUAUAUUAUAUAUUAUAUAUAGAGAGAGAGCGGGUGGGUGGAGAGCCAGGAGGAGGCCCGGCCGGGCGGGCAGCGGGUGAGACCUUCAUCCCAUCUCGGUGGGGGCUCUGUUGGGGUCCCAAGGUCAUUGUCUGCCCUCCCCUCCCACCAUGCCCCAGCCUCCGGUGCAGAUGCCCACACCCACACUCGGCCCAGGCCCACCUCUGGGGAGGGCUCGAGUGGGGGCCGUGCCUUUGCCCAAACCCUUGCCCUGGACCCUGCACUUUGACCCAGGCUGGGAGAUAAAGGACCCUCUGCCUGGCCCUGUUGGCUCUAUGGGAGCUGGCGGUCCCCGUCCAAGGGGGUCUCCCCGGUGACAUUCCCAUGGGGCCCCAAUGCACUCACUGAGACCGCCCCCCCCACCCCCCACACCUCCCAUGGGCCCCGGGGCGGGGGGUUGGCAAGGGUCCGGCUGGGGUCCCCUUCCCGUGCCCAAGGAUCUGGGGUCCAGCCCAGCUGCCAAGUGACCUUGUCCCAGCUCCCUCUCCCCAGGCUGGUGUGAGUGUGUGUGUGUUCGUGCUGAGCUUCUAUUUCAUAUUGCAAAUAUAAAUAAAUAAAGAUCGUUUAAGAUUCCU